UCCUCUUCAAACAAGAAAUAUUUAAGUAGUAGCCUAAGAAUAAGUUACCCAGAGAAGAAGGGGAACGGUUCCAUAACACUUUAGAUGGGAAUGAGCUUGACCUGUCAAAAAAAACGAGAAAAGGCUAGUAGUGAAUAUGGGUAAAGUGAUCUGUGAGACAAGAAUGAGGCCAGGCAGGAACCAAAUCAUGAAGAUUCAUCUUAACCAUCUUAAAUCAUUUGAAUAUUUCUUAAGUGUAAUGGCAAGCCCUUCUCAGCUUUCCAGCUUACAAAUGACAUGAUUUUAUUAAACCUUAUAACAAUAUAAAGGGAUGAGCCUGGAUGUAAAGGUAGAAGACUAUUACCAGAAUCUAGAAGAGAGAUUUUUUUUUAGAAGAGAGAUGACAGUGGUUUGCAUGAGCUGGUGAAAAUUUUUAAAAGUUAGAAGAUAGUUAGCAUAUAUUUUUGCAUUCAAAUUUUCCAGUUUGGUGAUAAGUUAGGUACUGAGGAUGAUAGAAUUGAAGGUGCUAAGGAGAAAUGCCAGAUCUCUUAUACAACAAGCUGGGAGAUCAAAAGUGCUAUUCAGUAACAUGUGGAAAAAGAGGAACUUCAUUCUGACAUUAGCUAGUAGAUAGUUUUAUAGGUGAAUUCUCUGAACAAAUAACUAACUUCAAUGAGAAUCAUAAGGUCACACAACUUUAGAAUCAUCUGUUCAAAACUCGAACAUUUACUUGUAAGCAAACACUCCAAGUUCACUUAGAUAAAAAAAAAAAUGCAGCUAUGAGCUCAUCACCAUAAAAGAAACUGCAACAAAUACCAGAUUACCUGACUGGAAUAUUUUCUAUCUAUUUAUAUUUCAAUUAUUAAAAUAAACUCCCUCCAUUUGUUUAUUUUUGUAUUUCAUUAAAUCACCUAGUCUGUGUUGACAAGUUAUUUUUUCUUCUUCUUCUUCCCUUCUAUUUCUCUUUCUUUUUCUUCUUCUCCUCUUCCUCUUCAUUUCCUUCCACCUCCUCCUCCUCCUUCAUUUUCUUCUCAAUUUAGGAUUUAGGCAUUGUAGGACUAUGGAUCAAAACAAUUAUAGUUCUCUACAUGGUUUUAUUCUGCUUGUCUUUUCUGAUCAUCCCAAACUGGAGACGGCCCUGUCAGGAGUUUUCACCAUCUUCUACUUAAUUACCUUGGUAGGUAACACAGCCAUCAUUCUUGCAUCUCUCCUGGAUUCCCAUCUGCACACACCAAUGUAUUUUUUCCUCAGGAAUUUAUCUUUCCUCGACCUGUGUUUCACUACCAUUGUACCUCAGAUCCUGGUUAACUUGUGGGGACCUAUUAAGACCAUCACCUUUGUGGGCUGUGUCAUUCAACUAUAUGUUUAUAUGUGGUUGGGCUCCACUGAGUGCCUUCUCCUGGCUGUUAUGUCCUAUGAUCGUUUUAUAGCUAUUUGUAAACCCUUGCAUUAUUUAGUAAUCAUGAACCCACAUCUAUGCCUCAAGAUGGUUAUCAUGGUAUGGAGUAUUAGUUUGGCCUGUUCUCUAGUAUUAUGUACACUUACCAUGAAUUUACCUAGAUGUGGAAACAACAUUUUAAAUCAUUUCUUGUGUGAAUUGCCAGCUAUGAUAAAAAUAGCAUGCGUAGACACAACAGCAGUUGAAAUGUCUGUUUUUGCUUUGGGUAUUAUCUUUGUCCUUACACCCCUCUUCCUUAUUCUUAUAUCCUAUGGUUACAUUGCCCGAGCUGUGCUGAGAAUGAAGUCCAAAGCAGGCCAACGAAAAGCAGUUAAUACUUGUGGAUCUCAUGUCACUGUGGUGUCCAUCUUCUAUGGAACCAUCAUCUACAUGUACCUGCAGCCAGGUAACAGUUCCUCCAAAGACCAGGGCAAGUUCCUCACCCUCUUUUAUAGCACCCUCACUCCAAGUCUCAACCCCCUCAUCUACACCUUGAGGAAUAAAGACAUGAAAGAUGCACUGAAGAAACUCAUAAGAGUUGCCUAUGAAUCUACAAAAAUGAAGAGGAAAUGGAAGUCAUAG
Loxodonta africana (African savanna elephant) is the source of this 1999-nucleotide messenger RNA. Its product is annotated as olfactory receptor 2W1-like. Gene Ontology annotation, molecular function: olfactory receptor activity; G protein-coupled receptor activity. The transcript has a single exon. Bases 1040 to 1999 code for a protein of 319 amino acids. Gene Ontology annotation, biological process: G protein-coupled receptor signaling pathway; detection of chemical stimulus involved in sensory perception of smell. The record is from RefSeq and is a predicted model, not a curated record. Lineage: Eukaryota; Metazoa; Chordata; Mammalia; Proboscidea; Elephantidae. Gene Ontology annotation, cellular component: plasma membrane.